UGAGCCAGGCAAAUUGCAGCAGAUCCAUUUGAUUACUUAUCACGAUACCUUCUUCCGGAUACCGAAACUUAUGGCACUGAGGCGGCAGUAAAAUUGAUAGCAAUGAGUAUGAAGUGGUCUUGGAAAGCAUAAAAGAAGUCACUUUAACAGAUGAGGUACUUCAAGUUUUUUUUUUUAUAUUAUGAUAAUCAUUCCUGUAAACUAAAACAGUUUCAAAUUUUAUGUUUUAAUAUUUAUUUUCUUAGUAUAAUCUUUUAUUCUUUAAAACAAGGGAGAAAAAUGAUAUUUAUAGACGUUUUAUUUUUGUUGUUGUUGUUUUUUAUAACAGAUGACGUCGUUUCUAAACGAUGUUACUAACGUCAUGUUUUGUAUCUAUACCAGAGUAAUGGAAGGUUAAACUUGCAACCAUGAACUUUGUUAUCUAAUCAUUAGGCGUAACAACAAUCAUAAAAAUCACAAUCUAAGUAGCCAAAAAUUCUAAAUAUUGCUGAAGUAAUUGUUGCUAUCAGCUGUAAAACGUUUAGAGGGAUCCGCACUUUAGACUUAUUCGGAAUACACGAGUAGACUAUAACCUAGUUUGCACAGAACUUGAUGUAUUAAGGCCUGAUGGAAUCGGGAUUAAAGUGACAGUAUCAUAUUAUGCCUGAAAAUGUAUGCCUCUGCAUUUAUCCCAAAAUCUCAACGCGAGAAGGAUGUUAUAAAGAGUGUAAAUAUAGUCCUUUCGAGGGAACGCAAGCCUUUGUCAUUGGUUGAACUAUGUAAGCGCUUUAGAGGGAUAGAACUAGCCGAGUUGGAGGAGGUUGUGGUCAGAAAUCCCGGCUAUUUUGAAUGUUUUGAAGAUGGACAGCUUUUUGUGAAACAAGUAACUAAAGUUGAGAUAUGCGAAACUCAUUGUUCAAAAAACAAAACUUGUCCUGGAACUAUUCCGUUUUGCACUGGUUUGCAUAUAUGCAAGUUUUAUUUAUUAUCUGGAAAGUGUCCGUUUGGAGGCCAGUGUACAUUUGGUCAUGAUCUGACAAUCUCCCACAAUAUGCAGAUUUUAAAAGAAAAUUUUUUGGACGGUAUUGCAGUAGAGGAUUUAAAAUUACUUUUUGGACGGGCAGAAAGUCGAACAUCUGUGACGGCGCCAAAAAUAUGUAAAUUCUACAAUGUUGAGGGAGGAUGCAGGUAUGCAGAGUCAGGAAAACUUUGUCCAAAUUUACAUAUCUGUAAGCACUACAUUCUAGGCAGAUGUCGAUUUGGUAAAACAUGUCGCAGAAGCCAUGAUAUACUUGAGCGUGGUGUGAAAGAAAUCCUUGAAAAGCAUGGAAUUAGUACAUUGAGAACGCCAAAGGAAAUUAUAGCAGAUUUACGAGAAGCGGUAUCAAACGCAGGGAGUGAUGGAAGCAGUGUUGGGUCAUCACCUCUACACAGAGGUAUGUCCGGAUUGAGUAUUGGGUCAGGAAAUUACGAUGGGAACUCAAGCUCAGAUGACAGUGAUGGGUACGGUAUUAGCCAGCCAAGGGGAAGGAAAGGUACUAGGAACAAAAGGAAGCCGAAGCAUAACGUUCCCUCAGGUCCUGGACUUCCAAGACCUCCAUUGCCACGAGAAAGACAGAGCCCCCUGCCUGGACAAGGUUGGGCAGGUAUGCCUAUGCCAUAUCCAGUAUUUGCACCAAGACCAGCUGGGCCCCCAGCAGCCCAGAAACCACCUCGGCCAGCAUCAGCACAGAGAUCUGCAGGUCCCCAUGCUGCACAGAGGACACCACGUGCUUCCUCGGCACACAGACAGGCAGCAACUGGGAGAGCAGGUAUAAGUAGAGAGAUCUCAACAGACCAAAACUCUCGUCAGGCCAUCUGUUUCUUCCAUCUACGUGGUCGCUGUGCAUUUGGGGAAUUGACCUGUCGUAAUUUCCAUGGUGACCUGCCAUAUCAGUGGCUAUAUAAGCAGCAGGGGGAAAUGGAGUGGCAGAUUCUGCCGCCAGUUGUGAACCUAGAGAUGGAGCUGACCUACAGUGACCCAGAAAACCUGGAGUAUUACAUGGAAAUAGGUCAAAGUGUAAAAGUGAUAUUUAAAACAAUGACUGGUACAAGUGUUGACGGACAGAAGUAUGACGUUCAUAGACUGUCAACUUCAUCUUCUGUAGAGUUUGAACGACAGCCAUUAACAACAGUGUGGAAUUGGUAUUGGAAAAACCAACUCGGUCAGUGGAUAAGAUAUGGCGAGGAUGAUAUUACUGGAUACAAGUCCAAUAUAUCUAGCACUGAUCUAGAGCAGGCCUAUAUUGCCAAUCCAGAGGGUCAGCUUGCAUUCAGCACUCUUGGACACGAGUACAUUCUUGACUUUCCGAAGAUGGUACAACGUAACCUUGAGUAUAAAACUGAACGAGAAGUCUCCAGAAGACCUACAUUUAUCAGCAAACAAGAUUUUGAACAGAAAAAGAGACAGUUGCCCGGAGGACGUAGCUCAGGACAGGUGAUGAGAGGUGCGGCCAGCGGUGUUGGUGCCGUAGCAGCUCCACCCCACUGGCAGAUGAAUGCUGGAACAGAUAUAAUGGACCAUUGCAAAAUUGUUGAGAUUUUGAAAAGAUACCCGUCUACUCAGAGAGAGUAUAAGGAAAUAGAAGGAUUGUUCUGUGAGAGCAUGCCCAGCACAGUGUGUAUCAAGUCUAUAGAGAGAAUAGAAAAUGGUGACCUCUGGUGUGACUAUGUCAGUAAGAAAGUGCGGAUGCAGAAGAAGAUUAAUAGUAAAGAUGUUGGAGAGAGACGCUUAUUCCACGGCACUACUACUAGAUAUGUUGAUGCUAUCUGUAGGCAGGGAUUUGACUUCCGACUCAGUGGACAAAAAUCAGGUACAAGAUAUGGAAAGGGUAGCUAUUUUGCAACUACUUCAAAAUAUUCUGAUUGUUACACAGAUUUGGACAACAAGGCCAUGUUCAUUGUCAAAGUGCUUGUCGGGGAGUACGUCCAGGGCAAGCGCGAGUAUGUUCGGCCACCCAGCAAGGAUAAGACCAAUCCCUGUAGUGAUCUGUACGACUCGUGUGUAGACGAUAAAAAUAAUCCAAAAAUCUUUGUAAUAUUUGACAACAAUGGACAGGUGUAUCCGGAGUAUGUAGUGAAAUACGAGUACAAAUAUUAACAUUAGAUAGCUAUACAUAAAUAAAUUCACUUAUUUUUAUGCUUUUAGCAGAAAACAAGAAAAAAAGAACAGUGACUUCCAUGAUAGGACAGAUCAUCUGUAGAAAACACUUCUUUUGAAAAAAGUGAAAAGUGUUUAUUUUCUUUUAUAGAUUUCUCCAGGUGGACCGUCCUGUACUGUCCCUAGUCAUACUGCAACCUUGCAGCUAAUGCCUUUAACUACUGACAAUAUGAGCUGUCAUGUAUUUACUGAGUGGAAGCUAUUUAAGCAAUUGUACUUUAUGCCUUUUUUACAGUCAGUAUAAAGACAAGUGGUAUCUGCCACUUAUGACCACUACUAUAAAUGAAAAAUCUUAUUGAUUCAAUAAGAAGUGUCAUAAAUGAAUAAUUUUAAGCUCAGGUUUUGACUCUUCAAGUGCAGUUUCUGAAAAAACUCAUAGUAGGUCGUAAGAAUUACUUACAACCUUUCAUUAUAUUUAUUCGCCAGAAAUGAAAGGUUGUAAAUAGCUGUUGGCAAUCAGCCUUAAGGCUUUUAGAAUAUUUCCUGAGUUCUACCAUUCAUUUCAUUAAAAAUUUAAACCCAAGAUCUCAGAAAGAAACACAAUUCUCUGUUAAUAUUGAUGCUUUUGGUGUGUAAACCUUUUUUCUGUUAUGAGUGUUGAUUGUAGGUUGAACAAAAUCAAAAGCAAUGUUAAAAAUAUUCAGGGUUGCCACCAAUUAUGAUAAGUCAGGGAUUAUUUAUAAGGUCAGUGAAUUGUCAGGGAAUUUUGAAAAUGUUUCAGUAAAUUAAAAUAAAAAAAUUUAGAAAAAUAAUUUCUUUUUGCCAAAAUAUUAAUUUUAGCAAGGAUAUCAAAUCAGUCUUAAUAGUAUUUUUGCACAAUUUGUUCUUAGUUACAGUUGAUAAACUUUCUUUUUACUAAUACAUGUACCUUUUGAUUGAGUAACAAAAAAGAUAAUUUCAAAAAUACAGGUUUUUGCCAGAAACAGUAUCUUCAUUGGCUAGUAUCAUUCUUAGAUGAUGUGUUUGUUUUUUAGGCUGUCCGCUUACCUUCAGAUUGUAAGAGUUAGAAUAAACAGUAAAUGCUUGCAUUGACUGGUUGUAGGGGAGAGUGGUGCGGAUGAAAUAAGAUGGUAGUCGUCAGUGAAAAUAAUACUUUGGUUAGGGAAAAGUCUGGGAAUUCCAUUUGUCCUUGUUGGUGGCAGUCCUAAAAAUACAAGGGGCUGUCAGUGAUAGAGACGAUCCGUAUCAAAUUGGAUUUGUGUGAGAUGAUACAUGAUAUAGAAGAGUUUCAUUUCUCAGUUAUGAUUGAUAACAAAUGAUACAUUAAAAACUUUCGAAGUUAUAUAAGGAAUUUUGCAAUUAGAUGUACCAGUAUUUCUGAAUAAAUAAAUGCUGAUGGUAAAUAUUUCUUUCUUGCUUCAAAAUAGAGAGGUUGCAUUUUGAUACUAUACCAGAAAUACAUAUGUUUAAGAUUUCGUUCUUGAUCUUUAACCAUUAGCCUGGUAAAUUUCCGAAAUGGACUGGUAUAUGAUUCAAUGUGGGCAGUGCCAUUUAUUAUUUAAAGGGGCGUUCAAUGAAAAUUUACUAACUGAAUAUUGAACAGUGCAGACCAUGAUCAGACUGAACUGAUGUGCAGACUGACCUUGGUUUGCACUGGUCGCACUGUCAGAAUCACUUGCUGCCAGCAGACUAAAGGUUAAUAAAUAUCAGAGUUGUAAAAAAAAUUAAAACAUUGCAGACUACAGACAAAACAAUAUAUAUCUGACAUUAACCAUUGUAUAUGUAAAGCAAACUUACACAGUGCCAUUUUAAAACAGAUUUACCUGUAGAUAACAAUUUGAUCAAAUUUGUCUGGUAAUUCUUAUCAGAAUGUUAUGUAUAGAGAUUAACUACAUGUGCACAUACUACAAAACUGCAGCCUCUUUUAAUGUCUUUGCUAAAGCAACUUCAUGAUAGGCACCAAGAAAACACAUAACUUUUGUGUUAGUAUACAGGAUUGUCCAUCAUUGACGGCCCUUAAAAAUCAAAUAAAAAUAAAAGAGAAAGUGAUGACUGAAUGACUGGUUUGACGAGUGUUUUCUGUGUUAAAUACAUGUAUGAUGAUAUAUAUUUUUAUUACUUACAUGUACAUUUUCUGUUGAUAAAACUGUUUUUAUAACACAAGUUGAAACAAUAUCUUGUAUUAUCACUGACCUAAUGUUUUCUGAACCUGUAUUACCCUAGUUGAUCUAUUUGAUGGAUUUUAUACAUGACCUACUUUAGAUUUCCCAGGUUUCCUUUUCAGUUACAAAUAGAUUGAUACAACACCUUGUGUCAAUACUUUAGUUUCUGAAUCCGUAUCAUUCUAGUCAGUUGGUUUGAAAAACUAUUUUAUGCCCCCAACUGUGGGCAUAUUAAAAUUACAUCAUCUGUCUUGUAUAAAUUCUUGUCAGGGCUGUAACUCUGCCAUCCAAAUGGAAUUUGAAAUAACUUGACAUAAAUGUUCACCAUAAUGAAACAACAUAUCGUGUACAAGACCCAGACCCCCUAGCUCCAUGGGCAAGGUCAGACUUAGAAGUCGAAGAUUAAUAGGGUCUGUUUCGUGUCAGGUUCAUAACUCUUGCCAUUCAUCAAGGGAUUUUGAAGUUACUUGGCAUAAAGGUUCCCCAUAAUGAGAUGAUGUGUCAUGCGCAAGAUCCAGACCCCUAGCUCUGAGGUCAGGGUCACACUUAGAGGUUAAAGGUUAACAUGGUCUGUUUCUUGUCCAAUCCAUAACUCUGCCAUUGAUGAAGGGAUUUUAACAUUACCUGGCAUAAAUGCUUGCAGGCAUUUGUCAGAAAUUUGUUUGUAUGUAAAUAAUUAAUAAAAGAAAAAUUACACUGUUGAUGUGUGUAGAUCUAGACACCUUAUAUCAUGUCUUAUUGGUUCUGGUACUUUUCAUUUCACUCUCCUUAGGACUCUGGCGAUAUAAGAAAUGUAUAGAAACCAACCCUUCUGAUACAAGUACCCAGGUCAGUGCAUUUGUAUAAUAUAAUGUGAAAAGAAUAACUUUGAUGUUGCAAACAUCACUGUAGAACAAGUGUGGUUUAUAGCCAUAGAAAUGAUGUAAAACAUCAGUAAAAUAAUUGUGUAGUCAAAGACUGACAUUUCACAUUGAGAGAACAUGUGUUAGAUUUUGAUUUAAACCAAUUGAAUUAUGCUGUUGUUAUUUUGUCUUGAUAAAAUCAUGUUUGUUACAUUUGAUAAAUCAUCUUGUUAGUGUUUUGUUAUGAAAUGACAUUAAAUGCUGGUAAAACAUGAAUGAUGUUAUAGACACUGUUAAACAUAAUAUUGUAGAUGUUGAUAAAACAUAGUGUUAGGCGCUAAUAAAAUAUUGCACGAGAUUUUGAUAAAACAUGGAGUUGUUUUACAUCUUUUGAAAUGCUGUUUGCAAUACUGCUUAAGAUGUUGGACAGAGAAUGUAAGAUAGUGAUGAAACAGGUCGUCAUGUCAGCGCAAUAACUCAAUAAGUGCUUAUAUAAUAUAUAUGCACUUAUUGAGUUAUUGCACUGACAUGACGAGGUGAUGUUAGAUAUGUAACACCUGUAUGUUAGAUAUAUAAGUGCAGUGUAACUGUAGUUUAGACAUAACUGUGGAGAUGAUGAUUAUAUUAAAUAAACAUAUUGGUGUUAGACAUAAUUUAUUAUAUGGACAUGGUUGUGAUGGUAAAUGAACAUUAUUGUGUAAGACAUAUUGAGGUGUAAUUAUGUUGUUAAAUAAAUAUAACUGUGUUAGACAUAUAUGAACCUGGUGGUAAUGCUACAUUGUAUAUGAACAAAAUUGUGUAAGACAUAUAUGGUCCGAGAUAAUUCUGAACUGUGUUAGACAUACUUGAAGAUGUUAAAUGAAGAUUACUGUAUUAGAUAUGCAUGUUGAUGUUUGAUACAGGUAAAAUAUAAUGUAAAAAUAAUGAUUAACAGAAUUUGAAGCUAAGGCAAUCCUUAUUUUAUGAAACAUAUUGCCAUUGAUGUAAUGUUUGAUUUAAUAAUUGAAAUGGUAAAGUAGGACAUAUUGGAAAAAAAUGUUACUUUUUCACUUGAAAUAUCAAUUUGUUAAAGGGAUUUCUCAUGACGAAAACAAAAAGAAAAAACUACCAUUUUGUUUUAAUCUUUAGCCUGUUAAAUGUCUAAAAUGGACUACUCUAUCAUUCAGUUUGGGCAGUACCAUUUAUUAUUCAAAGGGGUGUUCACAGAAAAUGUACUGACUGAUAGCAAAUAGCACAGACCAGGAUCAGACUGCACGGAUGUGAAGGCUGAGCUUGGUCUGCACUGGUCGCAAAGGCAGAAUCACUUGCCGCCAGAAGGCUAAAGGUGUUAAGUAAAGAAUGACAGACAUCUGGUAGACAUGUCUACAAACCAUUGUGUAUGUAAUCUGUUACCUAUAACAUUCCAAGAACAUGUUUUUGUUUUGAAAGUUUUAAUUGUUAUAAUUAUUAUUUAUAAAUAAGUCAAGAAACGGGCAUCUCUGCACAACUAAGUCUAUUUGUAACCAACUAUAUACCUUUGGUCUCUAAAAACAUUUCUCUUUUUAAUAAAAAUGAUGAAAACGUAUAUGAUUAUGUAUGGAAACAGAAAACCCCUGAAACUGAAAACUGAAGACAUUUCUGUUAAAAACAAUCUUAAAGAAACACAUGAAAACUUACCAAAACUUCAGACUAUGAUAUUACAGUUGUUCAAUAUAUGAAUAUCAAUACAAGAUGAACAAAAAGUUCAGUCUUCUGUGCAGACUGCGGUAACCAAAACUAUAAGGUAAACAGCCAAUGUGAUAAUAAUCAUACCUAUAUUAUGAGCCAUAAAUGGACACACUUGUUUGAUACAUAUACCUUAAAACACUUACACUUGAUUUUGGAAAUGAAGAAACCAGAGCUAUAGAGUAAUUAAAGUUAGCCUGGUAGCCAAAUGUAUAUAGUGGGUUAUAUGUGCAGUCGUGCAGAGGUGCACUUGAUUAAACUACAUAUGAAUAUUUAGGACACACAUAUUUGUGAAAAAGGUGUAAUUUUUGUGCAAUUUAUUAAUGUAUUUAUUAACAUUUUUAAAUUUUGUUUUUAAAAAUAGACUGUUAUAUAUUGUUUAACUCACUUGCUUAUUUGUUAUAUCGCUGUUAGAAGAAAAGAGGAGUUUGAUGGUUUGUCGAUAAGACAGAUUGAUGAACGAUCAUGAUGCUGGAGGUCAGUUAUUCCGAAUGAUGUUAAACUGUCCAUGGUCAACAGAUUACCCCAUUUGUAAGAGAUUAUUAUGUCAAGGUCAUAGUGACCUGCAAUUGAUUUUGCUUCUAUGAUUUAGGAGCCAUUUGACAUAUAAUGUCAAAACGUCGUAAUGAUGAUUGCUUUUAGAUUAUCAUAUUGUUUUAUGGUCAGUAGCUUAAAUGACUGUUUCUGUUUUUAUGGUGUCAGAAAGUUAAAGUAACAGUUAAAAUGGUGCUCAAAGUUGUUCCCAACCAAUUACUUGGGUUUGCUUUUGCCUAUGUCUGUCAAGUUUUACAUGAUGGUUGCCUAUCAUCAGGUUAGUAGAUUACCCUGUAGUCAUGUAGGUCAAAUGUCAAGGUCACAGUGCCCAGGAGAUGGAAAAUGGUCUCCAGUCAGUAUCUUUAGAAUGCUCAUAGCCACCAGACUUCCGAUAAUUAUUGCCUGUUGUUAGGACAUGGCACCUUUUGUUAUUUAGGUCAAGGUCAAGGCAUUAACUGCUAUAUCGAGUCUGCAGCUGUGUUAGUCAUACUGCACAGGAUAAUUCUGUAUAGGUUGUAGGUGACCUUUAUGUGUUUUGAUAUAUUAGGCCAAUGUCGAGGUAACAGCUACAUGGAGUCUCAAAAUUACUUACCCAGUUUUCUCUGACCAGAUAUCAUGUGGAACAUGUCUUUGUGGCAGCUCACGUUUCAGUUUUUAUAUCGUAACAUAUUUGAGCCGCGCCAUGG
Messenger RNA from Mercenaria mercenaria, 9046 nucleotides. Its product is annotated as protein mono-ADP-ribosyltransferase PARP12-like. The transcript is spliced from 11 exons. Lineage: Eukaryota; Metazoa; Mollusca; Bivalvia; Venerida; Veneridae. The record is from RefSeq and is a predicted model, not a curated record. Gene Ontology annotation, molecular function: metal ion binding; NAD+ poly-ADP-ribosyltransferase activity. The coding region runs from base 650 to 3118 and encodes 822 amino acids.